Dendrobium catenatum is the source of this 11724-nucleotide messenger RNA. Its product is annotated as E3 ubiquitin-protein ligase UPL2. Bases 221 to 11221 code for a protein of 3666 amino acids. The transcript has 17 exons. The record is from RefSeq and is a predicted model, not a curated record. Gene Ontology annotation, molecular function: ubiquitin-protein transferase activity; protein binding. Gene Ontology annotation, biological process: protein polyubiquitination; proteasome-mediated ubiquitin-dependent protein catabolic process; positive regulation of protein catabolic process. Lineage: Eukaryota; Viridiplantae; Streptophyta; Magnoliopsida; Asparagales; Orchidaceae.
CCUAUUCCCCCUCUCGGCUCCAAUAAGUAACACCCUGCCCUUCUUGGGCAGCCAUCGGUCUUUUCCCUUUACCUUUCUUCUCGUCUUCUAGUCUUCCUCCCUUCUCACUCGGAUGUUAUUUUUUCCUCUCAUCGCCGCUGCUCGGCUUCUGCUCUCAGUCUCCUCGAUAGGCAGGUUUUCUUGAGAAGAGAACAGUAAAAAGUUGGAAGGCGGCGCUGGGAUGGCGGGCCUGAGGUCAAACUUCCCGCUACGUCUCCAGCAGAUCUUAUCUGCGGGGCGGCCGGUCUCCCCUGCGCUCAAAUUGGAGUCUGAGCCGCCAUUGAAAGUCAAAGCAUUCAUUGAUCGAGUGAUUAAAAGUCCAUUGCAUGAUAUAGCUAUACCUCUUUCAGGUUUUCGGUGGGAGUACAAUAAGGGAAACUUCCAUCAUUGGAGACCACUUUUUAUGCAUUUUGAUACUUAUUUCAAGACAUACAUUUCUUCUAGGAAAGAUCUUCUUCUUUCUGACAGUAGCUUAGAUGAAGAUCCUUUUCCCAAACAAUCUGUUCUACAAAUCUUGAGAGUCAUGCAGAUAAUUUUGGAGAAUUGCCACAAUAAAAGCCCUUUUAGUGGCUUAGAGCAUUUCAAGCUUCUACUUGCAUCGACUGAUCCAGACAUCAUUAUAGCUACUCUUGAAACUCUUUCUGCAUUGGUGAAGAUAAACCUUUCCAAGUUACAUGGUAGUGGGAAGCUGAUCAGUUGUGGCUCUAUGAACAACCAUCUUCUGUCUCUGGCCCAGGGAUGGGGCAGCAAAGAGGAAGGCUUGGGUUUGUAUUCAUGUAUCCUGGCAAAUGAAAGAAACCAGCAGGAGGGCUUAAGCUUGUUUCCUUCGGAUGUGGAAAAUGAAUGUGAUGCAACUCAGUGUCGACUGGGUUCAACCCUUCAUUUUGAAUUUAGCACAUCUGCUCCUCUCAAUGCCGUGUUGACAACUGAGAAGAGCAAAAUUUCCAAACUCCAUGUAAUAAACAUUCCUGAUUUGCAUAUGCGGAAAGAGGAUGAUCUAGUUAUAUUGAAGGAGUGCAUUGAACAAUUCAAUGUGCCUCCUGAACAUCGGUUCUCAUUGCUGACAAGGAUUAGAUUUGCACGUGCAUUCCGCUCGCCUAGAAUGUGCAGACUAUUUAGCCGAAUCUGUAUUCUUUCAUUUGUUGUUUUAGUGCAGUCCAAUGAUGCCCAUGAUGAACUUGUGUCCUUUUUUGCUAAUGAACCUGAAUAUACGAAUGAGUUAAUCAGACUUGUUCGGUCUGAAGAGUCUAUUCCAGCAACCAUAAAAGCACUAGCCAUGCUUGGAUUGGGUGCACAACUUGCAGCAUAUGCAUCAUCUCAUGAAAGAGCUAGGAUAUUGAGUGGGUCAAGCAUUAUAUCUGCUGGAGGUAAUCGAAUGGUACUGCUGAGCGUGCUUCAGAAAGCCAUCGCGUCACUCAGUAAUCCCAGUGACCCAUCAGCUCCCUUUUUUGUUGAUGCUCUCUUGCAAUUUUUUCUGCUUCAUGUGUUAUCUUCUUCAAGCUCAAGCAGUGUCCUUAGAGUAUCUGGAAUGGUUCCCCCACUCCUGCCGCUUCUAACAGACAGUGAUCCUGCCCAUGUGCAUCUUGUUAGCUCGGCAGUGAAAACGCUUCAGAAGUUGAUGGAGUAUAGUAGCACUGCGGUAUCAAUAUUCAAAGAUAAUGGAGGAGUAGAACUACUGUCUGACAGGUUACGGAUUGAGGUAGAUAAAAUUAUUGGUACAGUUGACGAGAAUAACAAUGCAAUGGUCAUUGGUGAUUCUGUAAGACAUGAUGAUGAUUACUUGUACUCUCAGAAGAGGCUCAUUAAGAUGUUACUUAAAGCAUUGGGUUCUGCUACUUACUCUCAAGGAAAUCCUACAAGGUCACAGAAUGCCAAUAAUAAUUCUCUGCCUGCCUCCUUAUCCCUAAUAUUUCGCCAUGUGAAUAGAUUUGGAGGUGACAUAUACUUUUCAGCUGUUACAGUUAUGAGUGAAAUCAUACACAAGGAUCCUACAUGUUUCCAUAUUCUGGAUGAAGCUGGUCUUCCUGAUUCUUUCUUGUCAUCUGUGGUUUCUGGUAUCCUGCCUACCUCCAAAGCACUUGUUUGUGUUCCCAGUGGAAUGAGUGCCAUCUGCCUUAAUAGUAAAGGGCUUGAAGCAGUCAAGGAAACAGCUGCUUUACGGUUUCUGGUGGACACCUUUACAAAUAGGAAAUAUCUAGUAGCUAUGAAUGAAGGUGUUGUUCUUUUAGCAAAUGCAGUUGAAGAGCUAUUACGGCAUGUAUCUUCACUGAGAAGUACUGGUGUUGAAAUAAUAAUUGAAGUCAUUACCAAACUUGCUUCCUUGGGCGAAGAUAAAUGUGCUGAAUCUUCUGAGAGGGCAGAUGAGAAUACAGCCAUGGAAACAGAUUCUGAAGACAAAACUAAUGAAGGUCAUGAUUUGGUCAGCGCCAUGGAUUUGUCUGUUGAUGGUGUUAGCGAUGAGCAGUUUGGCCAACUAUCUAUCUUUCAUGUGAUGGUACUUGUUCAUAGGACAAUGGAGAACUCUGAAACAUGUCGGUUAUUUGUGGAAAAGGGAGGCAUUGAAGCUCUCCUGAAACUUCUACUGCGGCCAAGCAUCACACAGUCAUCUGAAGGCAUGCCUAUUGCUUUGCACAGCACUGUUGUUUUUAAGGGUUUUACCCAACAUCAUUCAAUUCCUCUUGCACGAGCCUUUUGUUCCUCUCUUAGGGAACAUCUGAGGAGAGCUUUAAGUGGAUUUAAAUCUGUUGUUGGCUCAUGUUUAUUGUCUCGAGAGACUGCUGCUGACAGCGAGAUUUAUUCCUCUCUAUUUAUUGUUGAAUUUCUGCUGUUCCUAGCUGCUUCUAAAGAUAACCGCUGGAUAAGUACUUUGCUUACAGAAUUUGGAGAUUCAAACAAGGAUGUCUUAGAAGAUAUUGGGAAGCUCCACAGAGAAGUUCUCUGGCAAAUUCCACUGCUUGAAGAUUCCAAUCUUGAUAAAGAGUUUGAAAGCUCUUCUUCUUCAAAUGAUAUCCAGCGGACAGAGUCAAGCACUAACGAGUUUGAAGAGCAAAGGUUUAACUUCAGGCAGUACCUUGAUCCAUUACUAAGGAGGAGAUUUUCUGGUUGGAAUAUUGAAUCUCAGUUCUCUGAUCUUAUAAGCAUGUAUAGGGAUCUUGGGCGAAUUGCUGGUGGUUCUCGGAGAAUUGGUUCAGAAAGCUUCUUGGCUUCACGAUUUUCUACCAACCCGCAACAAUCUUUAGGAAACUCUUCAGAUGCUAAUACCAGUGGCAAAAGUGAAGGUGAGAAGCAAAAGUCUUAUUAUUCUUCUUGCCGUGAUAUGAUGCGUUCACUUUCUUAUCACGUGAACCUUCUAUUCAUGGAGUUGGGGAAAGCUAUGUUACUUGUCUCUCGUCGAGAGAACAACCCCGGAGUCUUGCCCUCUUCGGUAAUGUCUGUUGCCACUGCAAUCACCUCAAUCAUGCUGGAUCAUUUGAAUUUCAGAGGGUAUGUUAGCCCUUCUGAGGUUGAUGUCUCCAUAUCUACCAAAUGCCGAUAUCUUGGUAAGGUGAUUGACUUCGUUGAUGGAGUAUUAACUGACAGGCCAGAGUCCUGCAAUCCUAUCAUGGUUAGUUGUCUGUAUAGCUGUGGGGUUUUUCAGGCUAUCUUAACAACUUUUAAAGCAACCAGUCAACUGCCCUUUACACUUAAUAGGGUGCCAGCUUCCCCCAUGGAGACGGAUGAUGCAAGCAUAAAACUAGAUAAGGAAGAAGCUGAUAAUUCUUGGAUUUAUGGGCCAUUAGCAAGCUACUGUGUGCUGAUGGAUCACCUUGUGACAUCAUCUUUCAUUUUGUCUUCCUCUACAAAGCAGUUACUUGAUCAACCUUUGGCAAGUGGUAGUGUCCCAUAUCCACAAGAUGCUGAAUCAUUUGUAAAGGUGCUGCAGUCUAAAGUAUUAAAGGCAGUACUUCCCAUCUGGACUCAUCCUCAUUUUGCUGAAUGUAAUAUGGAGUUCAUUAGUGCAGUGUUCUCCAUCAUGAAGCACGUCAUAUCUGGUAUUGAGGUUAGAAAUGCUAGUGGAACUGGCUCACGAACAGCAGGCCCUCCUCCUGAUGAAUCAACUAUAUCAAUGAUUGUAGAAAUGGGGUUUUCCCGUGCCAGGGCUGAGGAAGCUCUUAGACAAGCAGGAACUAAUAGUGUUGAAAUUGCAACAGAUUGGCUUUUCUCUCACCCAGAAGAACCACAAGAAGAUGCCGAGCUCGCCCGGGCUCUAGCCAUGUCUCUUGGAAGCUCAGAUUCAUUAUCAAAGGAAGUUGAAGUUACGGAUGCUAAUGAUCUUGACAAUGGAGAGGAAACAGCUCAGUUACCUAGUGUUGAUGAUUUGUUGUCAAAUUGUAUGAGACUUCUAAGGGUAAAGGAGUCAUCAGCAUUUGCUGUUCGGGAUCUGCUUCUGAUGAUUUGCUCCCAAAGUGACAGCCAAAACCGAUCAAAAGUUCUCAAUUUUAUCAUCGAUCAUGUGAAACUUUGCACUAACACUACUAGUCAUGCCUGCAGCCCAACAUUGUCUUCACUUUUUCACGUGCUUGCCUUGAUUCUUCAUGAGGAUGUAGCAUCACGGGAAGUUGCAUCCAAGGCAGGUUUGGUAAAAAUUUCUUUAGAUAUUCUCUCAGACUGGGAUCGGAGUAUGUAUGGUGAUCAGAAACUCCAGGUGCCAAAAUGGGUGACGGCAUGUUUUCUUUCUAUAGAUAGAAUGCUGCAGGUUGACCCAAAAUUGACUCCAGAGGCCUUUGACUUGGAGCAGUUGAAGCAGAAUAACUCUUCAGCACAGACUCCUGUUUUAAUUGAUGAAUCAAGAAAAAAAGAUUUUUCUCCGUUGGGUCUUGUUUCUGGGGAUUUGGAUAGACAUGAUAAAAAAAGACUCCUAGAGAUAUUAUGCAGAUGCAUAAAGCACCAAUUGCCUUCUGAAACCAUGCAUGUGGCGCUUCAGCUGUGCGCCACCCUAACCAAAGUUCAUUCUGUGGCUGUUAAUUUUCUCGAAUCUGGAGGUUUGCAUGCUUUGCUUUGUUUGCCAACUAGCAGUCUAUUUUCUGGGUUCAAUACUGUGGCGACAGCAAUUAUCCGUCAUAUUCUAGAAGAUCCUCACACUCUGCAGCAAGCCAUGGAGCUAGAGAUCCGUCACAGCCUUGCCACAGCCACAAAUCGACAUUCAAAUUCUAGAUUGACACCUCGUAAUUUUGUUCAGACUUUGGCCCUUGUCAUAGCCCGGGACCCUGCUGUAUUCAUGCAAGCUGCUCAAGCUGUCUGCCAGAUUGAAAUGGUAGGUGAUAGACCUUAUGUUGUCCUUCUGAAAGACCGUGAGAAAGAGAAAGCUAAGGACAAGGAGAAAGCAACAGAGAAAGAGAAGCAGAUGGUUACAGAAUCUAAGGCUACUUCUGGGGAUGUGAGCACAGUGGCUCCUAGUUCUGUUCACAGUAAAAUGCAAGAUUCAAAUACAAGAAAUGCUAAGAUCCAUAAGAAAUCUGCCCAAAGUUUUACCAGUGUGAUUGAGCACCUCCUGGAUGUACUUACUGCAUUUAUUCCUACAAAAGUUGAUGAUGCAUGUGCCAGCUCACUUGCUACUCCCCCAUCAGAAAUGGACAUUGAUUCUAGUUCAGCUAAGGGUAAAGGAAAAGCAAUCGCACUUCCUUCUGAAGAUAGCAAAACUAUUAAUGAGGAAGCUUCAGCUUCACUUGCCAAGGCUGUUUUUGUCUUGAAGUUGCUUACAGAAAUACUUUUGACUUACACUUCAUCAAUACAUAUCUUGCUUCGCAGGGAUGCUGAAUUUAGUACUAGCCGUAAUUCUCAAAAAGGACUACCUUUUAAUAAUGGUGGGGGAAUUUUUUUUCAUAUUCUUCACAGGUUCCUCCCAUAUCCGGGAAUACAAAAGAAGGACAAGAAAGGUGAUGGAGAUUGGAGGCAAAAAUUAGCAACUAGAGCUAACCAGUUUUUGGUGGCCUCAUCUAUUCGCUCUUCAGAAGGGCGUAAAAGAGUAUUUAGUGAGAUCAGCAAUGUCUUUAAUGACUUUGUCAAUGCAGCUGGUGGUUGUAAAGCACCUGAUUCAAGUAUGCAUUGUUUUGUUGAUCUGCUUAAUGAUAUUCUUUCUGCACGGUCACCUACGGGUUCUCAUAUUUCUGCAGAGGCAUCAAUUACAUUUAUAGAUGUUGGGUUGGUUCACUCUUUGACUAGAAUACUAGACGUUUUGGACUUGGAUCAUCCUGAUUCAUCAAAGAUAGUCACUGGAGUUGUCAAGGCUUUGGAAUUGGUGACUAAAGAAUAUGUUCAUUCAGCUGAAAUUGAUUCUGCUAAGGGUGGAACGUCAUUGAAUCAUGCUUCUGAUCAAAAUCAAGGAGAUUCAUCUAAUAAUGAUGGAGAUAGAUUUCAGUCAUUAGAAACUAUAUUGCAGCCCGAACACGCCGAAGCUACAGUAGAGCAUAUGGAGCCUUUUGAUUCAGUUCAAACUUCUAGAAGUUCUGAUGAUAUGGAUCAUGAACGGGAUAUGGAUGGAAGUUUUGCCCGUGAAACAGAGGAUGAUUUUAUGCAUGAAACUUCUGAGGAUGGUGGGGUCCUAGAGAAUGGCAUUUCAACUGUUGAAAUUACGUUUGAACUGCCACACAAUGCUGGUGAUGAUAUUGGUGAUGAAGAUGAGGAUGAGGAUAUGUCAGAAGAUGAUGAUGGUGAUGAAGUUGAGGAAGAUGAAGAUGAGGAUGAGGAUGAAGAUGAGAACAAUGAUUUGGAGGAAGAUGAUGUUCAGAUGAUGCAUCCUGACACUGAUCAUGAUGACCAUGAGAUUGACGAAGAGUUUGAUUUGGAGGAAGAUGAGGAGGAUGAUGACGAUGAUGGUGUCAUACUGAGGUUGGAAGAGGGUGUUAAUGGGAUGAACGUAUUUGAUCAUAUUGAGGUUUUCAGUGGUGGCAAUAACUUUCCUAGCGGAACACUUCUUCUCGGAAGGCGCCAAGAGUUUGUUUCCUCAAUGACCAAUCGUCUGGGUAGAGCCAAUGACCAUGGUGUUAACCCAGAACACCCACUGCUGGAGGAGCCAUCUUCAUUCUUGGUUCAUCGAAGAAACUCUGAAAAUGCUGUUGACAUGGCUUUCUCAGAGAGGCGUCAUGAUAGUAAUUCUUCACGUCUGGAUGCUAUUUUUCGAACAUUGCGGAGUGGAAGACAUGGUCAUCGUUUCAGCAUGUGGUUGGAUGAUAGCCAUCAUCGUAGCAACUCUAGUGUGCCUUCAGUGCCAGAAGGCAUGGAGGAGUUGCUAGUAUCCCAGCUAAGGCGUCCCAUUCCAGAUCAACCCUCAAAUCAGGAUGAACCUGUAUCUGUCCCUCAAGAAAGGGAUGAGCCCAAUCAGUUGCAGAAUUCAGAAUCUGGUGCAGGAGAAGCACCUGCAGUGCCAAGUGAAAUUAAUGGCAAUAUGAUAAUCUCAUCACCUGUUUCACUGGUAGAUUUUUCGGGAAAUGCUAAUGAUGUAUCUGGGGCUAUUGAUAUAAACCAAGAAAGAGAAACAUCUGGUACAAAUGAACAAGUUAGUGAUAUGCAAUAUGAGCGCAGUGAUACAGUUAUCCGAGAUGUGGAGGCUGUGAGCCAAGCCAGCAGUGGGAGCGGGGCCACCUUAGGAGAAAGUCUUCGAAGCUUGGAAGUGGAAAUAGGUAGUGUGGAUGGUCAUGAUGAUGGUGAAAGGCAAGGCGCAACUGAGAGGAUUCCUUUGGGUGAUUUGCAGCCAACCGGUAGGGCAAGAAGGUCAUCAGGGAUCACAAUGCCGGUAAUUGGAAGAGAUGCAUCUUUGGAAUGUGUUAGUGAGAUUCCAGCACGUCCUCAAGAAGCUGAUCAAAAUGCUCUGAGUGAGGAGAACCAACUUAACAGAACUGUUGAUGCAGAAUCAAUUGAUCCUACGUUCUUAGAGGCUCUUCCUGAGGAGUUACGAGCUGAAGUACUUUCGUCACGGCAGAAUCAGGUGGGUCAGCCAUCAGGUGACCAAUCUCAAGCAGAGGGAGAUAUUGAUCCUGAAUUUCUUGCUGCUCUGCCACCUGAUAUUCGAGAAGAAGUGCUAGCACAACAGCGUGCACAAAGACAGAGUCAAUCUCAUGAAUUGGAAGGGCAACCUGUGGAAAUGGAUGCAGUUUCAAUAAUAGCUACUUUUCCUUCAGAAAUACGUGAAGAGGUGCUGUUGACUUCCCCCGAUACCCUAUUGGCCACUCUAACACCUGCUCUUGUUGCUGAAGCCAAUAUGUUGCGGGAGCGGUUUGCGCAUAGGUAUCAUAGCAGUGCACUCCUUGGGAUGCAGUCUAGAUCUCGGCGUGGUGACCCCUCUAGACGUGGUGACCUGGUUGGGUCAAAUGCAGACAGGAAUGCUGUUGAGUCUGCUUCUCGCAGGUCUGCAGUUAACAAACUUAUUGAAGCAGGUGGAGCCCCUCUAGUGGACACCGAUGCCUUGAAAGCCUUGGUUAGGUUACUUCGUGUUGUUCAGCCCCUCUAUAAAGGUCAGUUUCAGAGGCUUCUCUUAAAUCUAUGUGCCCAUCAGAAUACCAGAACAUCGUUAGUGCAAAUUCUAAUGGACAUGCUGAUGCUUGAUCUGCGUGGUUCAAAUAAUAUCACAGCCGAUGACAUUGAUCCACCAUUUCGGCUGUUUGGCUGCCAGAGCUAUAUCAUGUAUUCACGCCCUCAAUUCUCAGAUGGAGUGCCACCUCUAGUUUCUCGGCGUGUUCUAGAAACUCUCACAUUCUUGGCCCGGAAUCAUCAAUAUGUGGCAAAACUUUUACUUCAUCAUGAGGUGUCAGGUCUGGGAGUAUCUCAAGUGGGUACAUUGAAUCAAGGACGUGGCAAAGCUAUAAUGGAAGAAGAUAAGCCUGAAGGCAUGAUAGGGAAGGGAGACUUCUCCAUUGUUGUGCUUCUUAGGCUGUUGAAUCAGCCAUUAUAUAUGAGAAGUGUAGCUCAUCUUGAGCAGCUCUUAAAUCUUCUUGAAGUCAUCAUGAUCCAUGCUGAGGGUGAUGCUGGCCUGCCCAAACAAUCAGGACCAUCUGAGCAACCGUUGAUCUCAGAGGGUGCCAUGCAAGAUAUACAUAUGAAUAAUGAUCCUCCGGUGCAACCAUCUGGUUUAGGAAGUAGCUUGCAGAAUGUGCAGGUUAAUAGUGCUUCUACUUCUGCUGAUACUGUAGAUGGAUGCUCUUCAAAGACUGAUAACAAUGAGCAGGAUCCACGUGCUGUCCUUCUUGGUCUUCCACAGGCAGAACUUCAGCUUCUAUGCUCCUUGUUGGCUCGAGAGGGAUUGUCAGAUAAUGCAUAUGUUCUUCUGGCGGAGGUUUUGAAGAGGCUCGUGGCAGUUGUUCCAACCUUUUGUCAUUUGUUUAUAGUGGAGCUAGCAAAGUCAAUGCAUAACUUGGUUGCAUCUGGAAUGAAUGAAUUGCACGUUAAUGGAGACGCUGAAAAGGCACUUCUUGCUUCAUCAUCCUCCAGUGGUACUGCUAUUUUAAGGGUUCUGCAGGCAUUGAGUUCUUUAGUUUCUACAUUGCAUGACAAGAAGGAUCCCCAGCUUCUAUCUGAGAAAGAAUAUGCAAAUGCUCUUUCUCAGGUGUUAGAUAUAAAUGCAUCAUUGGAAUCUUUAUGGUUGGAGUUGAGCAGCUGUAUUAGCAAACUCGAGACCUCGUCUGAUACUGUUGAUGUUGAUGCAAUUCCUGGAAACGUUGCUCCAACAAAUGCGGGCUCAUCAUCUUCACUUCCAGCGGGUACUCAGAACAUCUUACCAUAUAUUGAGUCAUUUUUUGUUACAUGCGAAAAGCUGCAUCCUGGGCAAUCAGAUGUAAAUCAAGAGUUAGUUGCGACAACCUCUGACCUAGAAGAUGCUUCAACUAGUGUUCAAAAACAUACUGUAUUUUCCAUGAAAGUUGAUGAAAAGUUAAAUGCUUUUGUUAAGUUCUCCGAGAAGCAUAGGAAGUUGCUAAAUUCCUUUAUUCGCCAAAAUCCUGGAUUACUUGAAAAGUCAUUUUCUCUUAUGCUUAAAGUACCACGUUUUAUUGACUUUGACAACAAACGGGCUCAUUUUCGAUCAAAAAUUAAGCACCAACAUGAUCAUCAUCAUCCUUCAGUGAGAGUUUCAGUUAGAAGAGCCUACAUCCUUGAAGAUUCUUAUAAUCAGUUACGGAUGCGACCAGCUCAAGAUCUGAAAAGCAGGCUUACUGUUCAUUUCCAGGGGGAAGAGGGUAUUGAUGCUGGAGGCCUGACAAGGGAAUGGUAUCAACUUCUGUCCCGUGUUAUUUUUGACAAAGGUGCCUUGCUUUUCACAACUGUUGGCAAUGACUCAACCUUCCAGCCAAAUCCCAACUCUGUUUAUCAAACAGAGCACCUCUCUUACUUCAAGUUUGUUGGUCGAGUGGUUGGUAAGGCAUUGUUUGAUGGUCAACUUUUAGAUGUGCAUUUCACGCGAUCUUUCUACAAACACAUGCUGGGAGUGAAAGUAACCUAUCAUGAUAUUGAAGCUAUAGAUCCUGAUUAUUACAAAAAUUUGAAGUGGAUGCUUGAGAAUGAUAUUAGUGACAUUUUGGACCUCACUUUUACCAUGGAUGCUGAUGAGGAGAAGCUGAUAUUAUAUGAGAGGGCACAGGUUACUGACUGUGAGUUGAUUCCUGGUGGUCGAAAUAUUAGAGUUACUGAAGAAAACAAGCAUGAGUACGUCGACCGUGUUGUGGAACAUCGUCUUACAACAGCUAUUAAAAGGCAGAUAAAUGCUUUCCUGGAAGGUUUUAAUGAAUUGAUCUCUCGUGAUCUAAUAUCUAUCUUUAAUGAUAGAGAGUUGGAGUUAUUGAUUAGUGGCCUUCCUGAUAUUGAUCUGGAUGACUUGAGAGCAAAUACUGAAUAUUCGGGUUACAGUAAUGCAUCUCCUAUCAUUCAAUGGUUCUGGGAGGUUCUUCUGGGUUUCAGCAAGGAGGACAAAGCCCGAUUCCUGCAGUUUGUGACUGGCACCUCGAAGGUUCCUCUUGAAGGAUUUAGCGCAUUACAAGGCAUAUCGGGCCCUCAGAGAUUUCAGAUCCACAAGGCAUAUGGCAGCCCCAAUCACCUGCCUUCUGCACACACAUGCUUCAAUCAGCUUGAUUUGCCUGAGUAUCCUGCCAAAGAACAGCUACAGGAGAGGUUGUUAUUGGCCAUUCAUGAAGGGAGUGAGGGAUUUGGAUUUGGUUAAGUUGGGCGGGCAUCAAAGGGCUCCUCAACUCUGUACAUAAAGUAUAGGAUGCAAGCAAGAAUGAUUCAGAAGAGUUUAAAGCCCCUACACUCCCAUAAGUUAUCUCUUGGAAUCCCCUUAAACAACCUAUCUGAGCCUCCAUUUUUUUUGAAGAAACAAAAGAUGAUUGGGGAAGGUGGGAGGAGCAUCAGGCUUCAAUCAGAACCAGCAUUUACAGUGUACUGCUGAUAUGUUCUGUUUCUGCCCUUGGGAUUCUUGGAUGAAGUGGCGGGCCAAAAGAAAAGACCUGUGGAUGCUUUCUUUUGGGUAUUAACGUAUACAUUGCUUUUUUAUGUAAAUGUCUUUUCUCGAUUUUAGUUAAUAUUAUUGUAGACCUUGCUCGUCCUUUACUUUAUGCCAUUAAUAACAUUGUGCUUGAACAAGUUCGACGGAAAUGACGAUGGUUGUGAAUACUUACUGUUUUUGGCUAUUCAGUUAAUUGGAUUUAUUCAGUGCAAAUCAAA